CAUCUUCGUUUUCCCGCCACCGCGUUCACGACGUAAAGCUGCGCUUUGACUCCGCCUCCUAAAUUUUCUUGCGGUUGGAACUGUAUGGAAAACGUUUACUGAUUGCUUUCUCUGUACCCGCGCCUCCUGGAUGCUUGGAGGACUGCUUCACCUAUGCUCGAAGGAAGUCUCUUGGACCAGGGGGUCUAAUCUAUAGAUGAAGGAACCAGUUUUUCAUCUUGAGGUUUCAUGAUAACCGAAUUGGAAGUUGGAAUAUCUAAAGAGGAAGCUUUAGAAACUCUACAAAUUGUAAGAAGAGAAUGUCUCACAGAUCAACCAAGAUGUGCUGGGACCUCUGUGGCAGACAGGAAGUGCACAGCACUGGAACUUCUUGAGCAGGAGCAUACCCAAGGCUUCAUAAUCACCUUCUGUUCAGCACUAGACAACGUUCUUGGGGGUGGAAUACCCCUAAUGAAAACGACAGAAGUUUGUGGUGUACCAGGUGUUGGAAAAACACAGUUAUGUAUGCAAUUGGCAGUGGAUGUGCAGAUUCCAGAAUGUUUUGGAGGAAUAGCAGGUGAAGCAGUAUUUAUUGAUACAGAGGGAAGUUUUAUGAUUGAUAGAGUGGUAACCCUUGCAACUGCCUGCAUUCAGCACCUUCAUCUUAUAGCAGGAACACACAUGGACGAAGACCAUCAGAAAGCCUUGGAGGAUUUUACUCUUGAAAACAUUCUUUCCCAUAUUUAUUAUUUCCGUUGUCAUGAUUACACUGAGCUGUUGGCACAAGUCUAUCUCCUUCCAGAUUUCCUUUCAGAUCAUUCAAAGGUGAGGUUGGUGAUCAUAGAUGGUAUUGCUUUUCCUUUUCGUCAUGACCUUGAUGAUCUGUCCCUUCGUACUCGACUACUAAAUGGCCUGGCCCAACAAAUGAUCAGCCUUGCAAAUAAUCACAGGUUAGCUGUUAUUUUAACUAAUCAAAUGACAACAAAGAUUGAUAAAAAUCAAGCAUUACUUGUCCCUGCAUUAGGGGAAAGCUGGGGACAUGCUGCUACAAUAAGGCUUAUUUUUCACUGGGAACAAAAGCAAAGGUUUGCAACAUUGUACAAGUCACCAAGCCAGAAGGAGUCCACAGUACCGUUUCAGAUCACACCUCAGGGAUUUAGAGAUGCUGCUGUCCCUGCUUCUUCAUCACAGACAGGAGGUUCUUCGAGUUUCCGGAAACGGUCACGAGAGCCAGAGGAAGAAUGCUGACCCCCAACUAGUGUCCAUGCGUACAGUUAGACUUAGGAUGUGAUAGUCAUUGUAGUACACAGAAGUAGCUUAUACUCUUUAAAGUGUAAACACAUACUAUGGCAGGAAUGAAUCAGAAUUAUAUGAUAUGAAUGGGAAAAUGAUAAAAGCUCCCCCUUUUUUUUCCCUGUGUGCGUAUGCCGUGGUGUACAUGUAGUAAGAGGACAACUUUUUGGGGAGUUGAUUUUCUACUUCUACUUUUCUUUUUAAUUUAUUUUUCUGUGUAUGGUGUAUGCCCAGAUCUCAGGGACUCCAAAAAGACCACUACAGAGAUUGAAUACCACAUGUAAAAGUAAAGAGCCUUUAUUUUCAAGCUCCAAGCUUGGUCUCUUUGUCUGUUGGACACAGCAGUGAGAGCAGAGAGCCCUGAGCUCAGGUUGGGUAGGGUUUUUUUUAUAUAGCAGAGGUUGGGGUGAGGGGAUUUCUAGUAUUCAGGACCCUGAUUGGCUGACAUUUGUCUAGGAGUAUCUGUAAAACAGAAAUAGGUGUGUGCUAGACUCAGGGACAUCUGGCCAUCUUAUCUAACCUUAUCUAAUGGUUGGAAGUUUGGGAUGUCAGAUAUUUCCCCUUAGAUGUAGGCCCUUUCUGGGUGGGGUCAGCUUAUGGCUUUUCCUGGGUCUGGGUGUUACCUGCCUGUAAGCCUGUUACAGAAGCUGUGUCUGGGCCUCUUUCCCUUGUAUGUAUGUUCACUAUGUGUGUGGUGGUACCUACAAAAGCCAGAGUAGACUGGUGGAUCCCCUGGAAUUGGAGUUACAAAUGACCCUGAGCCACCUUGAAGGUCCUGGGAACCAGACCCCAGUCCUCUGCAAGAGCCAAAAAUGUUCCCUAAUACUGGUCGGUGGUGACACACUCUUUAAUCCCAGCACUUGGGAGGCAGAGGCAGGUGGAUCUCUGAGUUCUAGGCCAGCCUGGGCUACAGAGUGAGUUCCAGGACAGCCAGGGCUACGCAAAGAAACCCUGUCUCUGAGGGAAAAUCCAGUCUUUUUCUCUAUUUGCUGUCUCCAGUUGAUUUUGACAAACAAGUCCAUGUGGCAGAUGGUGGUUGUGUUUGGAUUUCAUCUUAGAGUUAGAUUGUAUGAUCAAUUAAAAAGAUACAGAAUUCCUUUU
Molecule: messenger RNA, 2373 nt
Organism: Peromyscus eremicus (cactus mouse)
Lineage: Eukaryota; Metazoa; Chordata; Mammalia; Rodentia; Cricetidae
Gene: Rad51c
Product: RAD51 paralog C
Exons: 9
Coding region: 229-1227 (332 amino acids)
Biological process (GO): reciprocal meiotic recombination; DNA repair; meiotic DNA recombinase assembly
Cellular component (GO): Rad51B-Rad51C-Rad51D-XRCC2 complex; Rad51C-XRCC3 complex; replication fork
Molecular function (GO): ATP-dependent DNA damage sensor activity; four-way junction DNA binding; crossover junction DNA endonuclease activity
Source: RefSeq, a predicted model, not a curated record